UCUGGAUACGACAUUAGUUUGUAUGAGGCCAACUAUUCCCUGUCAGAUUAGUCGGCCCUAAGGCAAUUUUAAAGCUAAAAUUUGUAUGAAAAUUCUUCCUUGGCGUUAUUUUUCUACUAGAAAUACAUUUUUCUGACCCUAAUUUAAACUACUUUCUAUGAAUUUUCAUAUAUUUUCACCAAAACUUACCAUUAUAAUAUAAAAUUAUCAUUAGACACAAUUUUUGUAUGAUAUUUUUACACUACUUGUAAGCAAAAGUGAUUUUCAUUUAGAUAAAGUACUAAUUUGAUUUGGGAAAAAUAAUUUUCAUUCAUAAUUUUUAUUCCAAAAGGGUGUUCAUUUCUUCUGCAAACCCAUAUUGUCAUGCCUACUCCCCCAUUCUGUAAUACAAAGCUCAAUGCCGUCAACGCGGAUUGCUUGCCCCUGAAUAAUUAUGUAUUUUUCAAUGUGGUUUUAUUCCAAUAAAUAACAUUUCACUGGUGAAGUGAGAUGGCGUUUGCUAGCAACAUUCUUGAACAAUGUAGCUUUUGCCCCGAUAUAUGCAAUGAGGAAUUCCAUCACGUUCUGGUCCCCUCCCACCAUGAGCAAAAUCUAACAACCAUCCUGCAGAAGUUGAGCAAUUGCACUUCCCAGUUGAGCAGUUAUCCUACAUGCGGAAAAUGUCGCCAAGAAUUCAUAGCGGUCCACAACAUUCCCGAAAGCUGCUUCCAAAUGUUGCCCAGCACCAAGCCGACUGAUGGCAUCAAGAUGGAUCCAGAGUUAAUGAUCGAGGAUCACGAACUGCCGGGUAAUGGAAAGGUUUUUGAGAGGGACCCAACAGUGGGCUUUGAGCCGAUUGAGUCGGGAAACGACAUACAAAUAAAAAAAGAAAACGAGGAGGUAUUUUUCAUCACCGAGAUGGACGAAGCCGACAAUAUGUCAAUAAUUCAGGUUGCUGAAACAAGUACACAGAGGAAAUCCGAUUUAAAUGCUUCACGGGAGAAAGUUCUUUCACCUUCAGUACACCAUGAAUGUAAGACGAGCCUCACGGAAAAAGGAAAAAACCCAUUUAAAUGUGAAAUGUGUGAAAAAUCCUUUGCAUCAAAUGUCAGACUAAAAGUGCACUUUCGAAUCCAUACGGGUGAACGUCCCUAUUCGUGUCCACAUUGCCAGAAAGCUUUUAGGGAUCCUUCAACGCUCCAAGUGCAUAUUCGGAUCCAUACGGGCGAACGACCCUAUACUUGUCCACAUUGCCCGGAAGCGUUUAAACAAACUACAGCACUCCGAGGCCACAUUCGGACUCACACGGGUGAACGUCCCUAUAUUUGUCCACAUUGUGCGAAGGCGUUUAAAAAGCCCACAGCGCUCCAAGAACACACUCGAACUCAUACGGAGGAACGCCCCUUUUCUUGUCCACAUUGUCCGAAAGCGUUUAAGUAUACUUCAACACUCAAACAUCAUAUGCGAAAAACUCAUGCGGGUUGGUUGAAAAUUAAUAAACGGAGAGAAAGUGAUUUGGAUGAUUCACAGAAGGAAGACCAAAUGCGGUUACACACGGAAGAAUCCUCGUUUAAAUGUGAAAAGUGUGAGAAAACAUUUAGUUCAAAAUAUGGACUUAAAAUCCACGAUCGAAUUCAUACGGAUGAACGUCCCUAUUCGUGUCCAUAUUGUCAGAACGCAUUUAGGUAUUCUUCAACGCUCCGAGAUCAUGUUCGAGCUCAUACGGGCGAGCGUCCCUAUUCUUGUCCACAUUGUCCGAAAGCGUUCAGUCGACCUAAAACGCUCACGCAUCACAUUCAAACGCAUACGGGUGAUCGUCCCUAUUCUUGUCCUCAUUGUCCAAAGACGUUUAUACAAAGCACAGCGUACAAACAGCACAUUCGAAGUCACAAAGAUGAACGUCCCUAUGCUUGUACACAUUGCCCAGCAGCGUUUAAGAAUCGUAAAACGCUCCGAGUGCACAAUCGGAGUCAUACGGGUUGGCUGGAAUCGAAAAAACAAAGAAUAAGUGAUUUGGAUGCUUCGCAGAAGGAAGUUCACGCACCUUCGGUACAUCAUAAAGGUAAAAAAGGCUUCACAGACGAAAGUUUGAUGAAAGAUCACAUCCAGUUACCCACGGGAGAGAAACCUUUUCAAUGCGAAUUGUGCGAAAAAGCAUAUACCACAAAAAGCGCUCUAACCCUGCACCUUCGGACUCAUACGGAUGAACGUCCCUUUCCUUGUCCACGUUGUCCGAAAGCGUUUAGACAAAGUACAGCGCUCGAAACGCACUAUCGAACACAUACAGAUGAACGCCCCUAUCGCUGUCCACAUUGUCCCAAGGCGUUUAAGCAGUCCUCAACUCUGCAAGGGCACAUUCGUACUCAUUCGGACGAACGUGCCUAUUCUUGUCUACAAUGUGCGAAGACGUUUAAGCAAUCUACAACACUCCAACGGCACAUUCGAACUCAUACAGAAAAAGUUUCGUAUCCCUGUCCACAUUGUUCCAAAACGUUUACUAAAUCUGCAGCGUUACAUACACACAUUCGGAUACACACCAAGGAUCAGUUCGAAAAAGAAACAGAUAGCUCGGGGCAGGAAUCACAGGUAAUCAAGAAAAAAGAGAUAACUACUUGCUGAAGAAUCUCUUUGUCACUGAAAGUUGACUGUAUGUGCUCAAUAAAGAAGAAGAUUUUGAAGAAU
Molecule: messenger RNA, 2661 nt
Organism: Toxorhynchites rutilus septentrionalis
Lineage: Eukaryota; Metazoa; Arthropoda; Insecta; Diptera; Culicidae
Product: zinc finger protein ZFP2-like
Exons: 17
Coding region: 490-2598 (702 amino acids)
Source: RefSeq, a predicted model, not a curated record